This is a messenger RNA of Rhizophagus irregularis DAOM 181602=DAOM 197198, 689 nucleotides long. NCBI's taxonomy places the organism in Eukaryota, Fungi, Glomeromycota, Glomeromycetes, Glomerales, Glomeraceae. The record is from RefSeq and is a predicted model, not a curated record.
GAUUUAGAUUUUAGAUCUAAAAAAAAAUGAUUCGUUUUACAUUACAAUUUGUUCAUUACAACAAAAAUAUUAUAUCAAACAAACUAUUAACUCCAAUUAAACCAAUAACUUUUAUUCUUUCAAGAAAUAACUCAAAUAACUCUUCAAGUUCAAAUUCUCCUUCACCUACUGAAAAAAUUGUUCAUGAUUCAAAUUUUGAUCCUUCAUUACCUUAUAGUAAUUUACCGCCAAUACCACGUCCAAAUGAAUCAAUAGAAAAAAAACGUUCUCGUUUACUUUAUCAAUCUCGUAAACGUGGUAUAUUAGAAACGGAUUUAAUAUUAUCCACUUUUGCUAGUAAAUAUUUAAAAACUUUUAAUGAGCAAGAAUUAAAAGAAUAUGAUGAAUUAUUAGAUACACCUGAUUGGGACAUUUAUUAUUUUACUAUUGAUAAAAAACCAAUACCUGAUAAAUGGAAAAAUAGUAUUAUUUUUAAUAAAUUAAAACAACACGUCAAAAAUGAAGGUAGAAUUACCCUAAGGGUACCUGAUUUGUAGAUAGAGAAAUUUAAUGUUCUAGUUUAGUUUUGGGGCCUAUAGCUAUACAUUUAAAACGAGUUUGGCAAUUCAAUGCAAUUAUGCAAUUCAAUAAACGAGAUCAAGAUUAAAAUUGAUAAUGAAAAUGGGAUACUUAAAAAUAAUUUUUAUUAC